Molecule: messenger RNA, 2535 nt
Organism: Penicillium odoratum
Lineage: Eukaryota; Fungi; Ascomycota; Eurotiomycetes; Eurotiales; Aspergillaceae
Exons: 1
Coding region: 1-2535 (844 amino acids)
Source: RefSeq, a predicted model, not a curated record
AUGGUUUCGAACUCAGCCUACCAAGCUGUAGGGUCCUUUACUACCAACCCCUGUUCUGUGACAACUACCGAAACCGAAACAAACUAUGUAACAGAAUACUCGACCACUGAAAUCACGACCACCUAUAUAAUCACUCUUUCGUCAAGUCCGACCCCUAGUGUGUCUGCAUCCACUACUAGCCCCUCUGCUGAGAUUUCUUACACUCCUUCAUCAUCUGUCGCUGCAAGCGCCAGCUCAACGCCUUCAAGUCAGAAUUCCUCUCCUAACUCUUCACACUUAUCGUCUUCGUCAGUGAACUCGGCUUCCACACCCCUUGUCGUGGCUAGCUCUACUCCUUCCACUCCAACCCAGUCGACUGCAUCAUCUCAGCUCAGCUCUUCCGCGAGACCCAAUUCAGCUGCAUCAUCUAAUACCAGUACACCCUCGUCGAAAAUAAUCGUCUCCGUCUCCAACGGUCGAUCGUCGUCAGUGAUCUCGGUUUCCACAUCCCAUGUCGUGGCUAGCUCCACUCCUUCCACGACAGCCCAGUCGACUGUAUCGUCUCAGCUCAGCUCUUCCGCGAGACCCCAUUCAGCUGCAUCAUCCAAUAUCAGUACACUUUCAUCGGAAACAAUCGUCUCCGUCUCCGUCGGUCGAUCGUCGUCAGUCUCGGUUUCCACACCCCAUGUUGUGGCUAGCUCCAGACCUGCCCGCUCAUCCUGCAGUGCCGUUCAUCAUUCGAGGUCCUCGAGCUUACCAUCGAAUUCACGUGCUGCCCCAAGCAGCCGAGGAAAGACUUCUGCGACAAUUGGUGGAUCCUCAAGCUCAACACAUACAUCUGGAGCUCAUGUUCCCAGUUCAUUUGAAUCUGUCUCCUUUGUCACAUCAACAGCUCAGACCACAUCGGCACCCGCCGGCAGCGGAAGCUUCAUUCCCCAAACCGAUAAACCCACCAAAAAACCCUCUCCGACGCCUGCUCAAGCUCACACUGGUAGUUCGGCAGGUGAAUCUGUACAGGAAAGCUCUGGUUUGGCAAGUGGUGUGACUACCACUACUGAAAGCCUCUCUAGUCAAACAGGCAAUGCGGUUUCUACGACAUCGACCGUAUUGACCACGAGGACUGCCACGAUUACAGCCUGCCCAUCCUCACAAGCUGAUUGCCCAGCUUCGGCUAAGACAACUUUUGUGACAACUGAGACAUUGGUAGUGUCAACAACUGUCUGCCCUCUUACUGAGGAGCCACGUCCUACAGCUGGCAGCCAACCCAAUUAUGGCAGUGGCAGUGCCGCACAGAGUGGCCACCUCACGCAAGAAGAAUCAACGACGUCCACAAUUUUGUCCACCCGAACUGCAACUAUCACGGCUUGUCCAUCCACUGUGACGGACUGCCCAGCCUCCGCUAAGAGUAUUUUCGUGACCACGGAAACGCUUGUCGUCUCGACUACUGUUUGCCCUAUCACCGAGGAAUCCCAUUCUUCCACAACAACUGUUCCCGAGUCCGGUAGUGGCACUUCACUGAGCAGCCACUCUGUGCAAGAAAUGACAACCUCAACUGUACUUUCCACUCGAACUGCAACUAUUACAGCUUGUCCAUCCACUAUGACGGACUGCCCAGCCUCCGCUAAGAGUACUUUCGUAACCACGGAGACGCUUGUCGUCUCGACGACUGUUUGCCCCAUCACUGAGGAAUCCCAUUCUUUCACAACAACUAUUCCCGAGUCCGGUAGUGGUGCUUCACUCAUGACAACCUCGACUGUGCUUUCCACUCGAACUGCAACUAUCACGGCUUGUCCUUCCAGCGUAACUGAUUGCCCAGCUUCCGAGAAGAGCGCUUAUGUGACAACGGAAACUAUUGUGGUCUCGACCACCAUUUGCCCCGUGGAAGAGCUCUCUGCUGCCACCUCGACUGUCGUGUCAGACACAUCUUUCGCUGUCUCAACCUCUACGGCUACUGUUAGAGGAAAUGGUGCAUCCGCUCAACAAUACUCUCCUUCAUCGCUACUUAGCACUCGAGUUUCCACAAUCACCAGCUGCCCGUCAGCCCAGUCUUCUUGUGAAGCGUCCGCUAAGACUGUUUUUGUCACCACCGAGAUAUUGUUAGUCUCCCCUACUAGUGUGUCCAGUAUUUCUGCAGUUGAAGUGGAGGUUGCCUCGGAGGCCGCCCCAACUGAGACGGUCGCUGUCAACCCGCAGGUUGUCAGCACAAUCAAAAGCAGCACACUGACCAACGAAGGUGGUUCCUCCGUCAACAGUGGAUCUUGGACUGUGGAAUCCGAAUCUAGCAUUGCAGCCGCAGCCGCAGGCUUUGGGUCUCAUACUUCGCAGUCUUCCUUUGCAGUGCUGGCUAGUCCUGGAGCCACCAAUCCCGCAGCCCAUUCUUCUGGCUUACACGCUUCAGCAUCUUCGUCAAAGAUUAUUGUUGGAUCUACCUACAGCGCUAGCUCGACUGUCGGUGCUGUGAACGCGGUCUACACCGGCGCAGCCAAUGAGAAUCACUGGGUAGUUGGGCACUUCGUUGCGGUGCUGCUAUCUAUUGCUGCUGUCAUUAUUCUGUAA